Penicillium taxi is the source of this 1248-nucleotide messenger RNA. RefSeq names its product adaptin-binding domain-containing protein. Gene Ontology annotation, molecular function: protein-macromolecule adaptor activity. The transcript is spliced from 3 exons. Bases 1 to 1248 code for a protein of 415 amino acids. The record is from RefSeq and is a predicted model, not a curated record. Gene Ontology annotation, biological process: vesicle-mediated transport. Lineage: Eukaryota; Fungi; Ascomycota; Eurotiomycetes; Eurotiales; Aspergillaceae.
AUGCCUAACAUGAUAUUCGACCUCGAAUCUAUCGAUCCCUCAAAGCCACGAGUCAAACACAUCACCAACCCACGACGCCUCCUAAUCCUCUCACCACCCUCACAAUCGCUUUCAAUAAUUCCUCCGCUCCUACACUCACUGACCGGAGUUCCAGUCCUUGAUCUUCCAAACCAAACACCCGAGCCAGAAACGAAGACCAAAACUCCACCUACACCUACACCUACAACUCCUCAGACAGAUGCUGCUCCAGCAACAACAACCUCAUUCGCAGGCUACACAACCCACAGCCCAUUAAGCCUCCAAACAAAAUACUACAAAACCGACGUCCCAGUCUGGGUAGAUGAAGUCCCUAUUAGUACCGAUUCCACGAACGCAACAGCCGAACAAUGGCACACAGAGUUCCUGAGCGCUGAGGCGGAUAUCGUGCGCGACGCAGUUGGUGCUUUGGUCGUUUGCGUCCAGUCUCCGAGGGAGAGUUUGACCACGACUGAAGACUAUGCUGCGCGCGCUGAUGUUGCCGCUGUGCUGGAUCUAAUGCGACAGGUUGGGUCUGUAAAGGCGCGGAUUGAAGAGGAGCGUGGUGGGCUUGGUGAUGUUUCUAGCGUGUUUGUGCUUGUUGGGCCGCGGAAGACUGCUGUGCGCAAGACUUCAAGUGGUGCUAAUGAAGGGUUUAGGAGUGACGAGGAUCUUGGGGAUGAUCUCGAUGUGCCGUUGUCGGUUAGUUGGUGGGAAGAUCAGCUUUUCGAUAUUGGGUUGUUGGGGUGGGAGGUUGUUGAGUGGGAUCCGCAGGAUCGAAGUAUUGAAAAGACGAAGAGUAAAUUCGGCGAGUAUGAGGGAAUGCCUCGGAUUAGAGAGGUUCUUGAGACGCAUGAAUGGACUGGAUCUUCGGAUUCACUUCUUGACACAGAGCAAGAUUCGGACGGUGAGGAUGGGAUCCCUGGAUUCGGCGGGUCCUCGCAUUCUCGUGGCUUUGGAAAUGAAGUUCAUGAGUUGGAGUGCGAGAUGUUUGGGCUGCGGAUGGCUAUUGAACGGGGCGGUGGUGAUGAUGAGGAAGAUGAAGAUGAUUUUACGUUUGACGAUAAUGCGUCGUUUAAGGAUGAUGGGGAGGAUGAAGAUAUUAAGGUCGAGUCGAUGGAAGGGCUGAUUAUGCGCAUGCAAGCCAUACGAGAUAUGGGUGCUGAUUUGCCUGAGGCUGAGAGAAAAAGGUUUGCUGCGAAGGCUGUACAGGACAUUAUGCGCGAGCUGUAG